This is a messenger RNA of Neodiprion fabricii, 3774 nucleotides long. RefSeq names its product long-chain fatty acid transport protein 4-like (gene Fatp1). Gene Ontology annotation, cellular component: endoplasmic reticulum. The coding region runs from base 460 to 2649 and encodes 729 amino acids. The transcript has 13 exons. The record is from RefSeq and is a predicted model, not a curated record. Gene Ontology annotation, biological process: triglyceride homeostasis. Gene Ontology annotation, molecular function: long-chain fatty acid transmembrane transporter activity; long-chain fatty acid-CoA ligase activity. NCBI's taxonomy places the organism in Eukaryota, Metazoa, Arthropoda, Insecta, Hymenoptera, Diprionidae.
GUUCUGUAUAGUCCGUACCGAGAACUUGUACGAGCAAGAGGCUGCGCCAGCAACAACAUCGCCAUACCCUUCUAGUUUGAAAGUUUUUUAUCGUUGAGGAUGACUAGAGUGAAAAUGUGAAACGAUGUGAUUGAUUCAGAUGUGCGAAUAACUAUUCUAUCAUUUUUAACGAAUUUUUUGUUAAUUGUCGAUGGUUUAUUUUGAUGCGAUCCCGUAUAUCGGUUCUCUUGCAAUCAAAGUGAAUGGGGAAUAGUGAAUGUCAUUCAAAUUCAGUCACUGCCAAUCAGAGUUGUAACUUAUACUCCUUGAGAAAUAAAAUGAAAGUUGCUGUAAUAAGUAUAUAGCAAUAACUUUGCAAAAUCAGUGGUGAAUUAAUGCACGUAUAUGCAAAUGUAUACGCAGUGAGUUGAAUUAUAUUUAAAACCUGUUUCAUCGUAAACCAUAAAUCAGGACAACAGCAUGUCGGAUUCAAUUUCGAAAAGUCCACCAACACACGGCACGAUGAACGGUACCGCACCGGCAAUUAUUCCAAAUUUGGUUCCAAACAAGGAUAAGGACGUGGAACGCGGCGAGAUCGAGGAUCCGUCGGGACGGGGAGCCGAGGCCAACGAAGGUGGCGGGAUAAUCCCCCCUCCAGGGGCGCCCGACUCACGUGUCCGCGAGUUGGGGGGCCGACGGAGCACAGUUCUGCGUCUGCUGGGUCGCCUGGCGCUAGCCACGAUGAUAGCAGCGAUCCUGAUCGUGCUCUCGGCAGCGGUAUGGAUGUUCAUGGGGCCGAUGUUCCUGCUUCAGCUCUUCCUCGUCGCCGUUGUCGCCUACUUCGCGUCCGGAGGAAGGCUCAGGUGGUUCUACGUCGCCGUAAGAACACUGCCGAGGGAUAUCACGGCAGUUUUGAGAUACAUAACUUUACUGUGGUCAAUCCGAUCACACGAGAAGAAGAAUCGAUGCGUCGCAGAUAUCUUCGCGCAAUACGUGACGAAACAUCCGAACAAAACUUGCUUCAUUUACGAAGAUCAAGAAUGGACCUUCCAGCAGAUUGAGGAUUUCAGUAAUAAAGUAGCGACGGUGUUCAAGACGCAUGGAUAUCACAAAGGAGACGCCGUUGCUCUGUUUUUGGAAAAUCGGCCGGAGUUCGUUGGAAUUUGGCUAGGGUUGAGCAAACUCGGUGUUAUAGUACCGUUGAUAAAUACUAAUCUCCGAAAAGCAUCGCUUCUCCACAGCAUCAACGUUGCCAAUUGCCAAGCGAUAAUAUACGGCGCUGAUUUAGGCGACGCCGUUAAAGAUAUAUCUUCGUCUAUAAACGCGAAGACAGCGUUGUACAGAUUUUCGGAAACGACAAAUUCACCUUCUAAUGGACUGAAGGAAAAAGAUCUUACCGCUAUUCUCGUUGAUGCCCCGACCACACCGCCUGUAAUCAAAGACAAGGGCGGAUACAGUGAUAAACUCCUUUAUAUUUACACUAGCGGUACAACCGGCCUGCCAAAAGCUGCCGUGAUCACAAACUCCAGGUACUUAUUCAUCGCUAGCGGUAUCCACUAUGUCGCAGGUUUUCGAAACAGUGAUAGAUUUUACACUCCACUACCAUUGUACCACACGGCUGGCGGUAUCAUGUCGAUAGGUCAAGCUUUACUACACGGUUCAACGGUUGUGAUUAGGAAAAAGUUUUCGGCCAGCUCGUAUUUUACCGAUUGUGCUAAAUACCAGUGUACUAUAGCUCAAUAUAUUGGGGAAAUGUGUCGCUAUGUACUGGCAGUACCGCCAAAACCAGAAGACAAGCAACACAAUGUUCGAAUGAUUUUUGGUAAUGGGCUGAGGCCGCAAAUUUGGAGUGAUUUCGUUAAUCGUUUCAAAAUAGCAAAAGUUGCCGAAUUUUACGGAGCUACCGAAGGAAAUGCUAACAUUGUAAACAUCGACAACACCGUUGGAGCUAUCGGUUUCGUCUCAAGAAUCAUUCCAGCAGUGUAUCCGAUUUCUAUAAUUAAGGUAGAUGCAAAUGGCGAGCCAAUCAGGAAUUCUAAGGGACUUUGUAUGACCUGCGAGCCAAAUGAACCUGGCGUUUUCAUCGGUAAAAUCAUGCCGAAUAAUCCAACAAGAGCAUUCCUGGGUUACGUCGACUCUAAGGCAUCCAAAAGCAAAAUCGUUCAUGAUGUCUUCGCCAAGGGUGAUUCUGCCUUCAUUUCUGGUGACAUCUUGGUAGCCGAUGAGUUGGGAUACCUGUUCUUUAAAGAUCGCACCGGUGAUACAUACAGAUGGAAAGGUGAAAAUGUAUCGACAUCAGAAGUCGAGGCGAUUGUCAGCAACCUUGCUAAUUACAAGGAUUGCGUCGUUUACGGUGUUGAGAUUCAAGGAGCUGAAGGAAGGGCUGGAAUGGCAGCUAUUUACGACCCAGAUGACACACUAAACCUAGAGCAGCUAGUGUUGGGGAUGAAAGAGCAACUGCCAACAUAUGCUAGACCUCAAUUCAUCAGAGCUUUGAGAAAGAUUGAUAUGACUGGUACAUUCAAAAUAAAGAAGAAAGAUCUGCAGAACGAAGGUUACGAUCCAACUAAGAUUCAGGACAAAUUAUAUUACUUGGAUCCAAAGUCUGGCUACAACGUUUUAACACCUGAAGCGUUUGAACAGAUACAACAAGGCAAGAUUCGUUUGUAAAUAGAAAAACGUUGGCAUAAAUCAAUUGUCUAGGAGCAGUAAGAAUGCUAUUUUAUUUGAACCGCGUGAGAAGCCGACGUGCAAUAUAAACACGGGUAAAAAAACAACUUUCAAGUACCCUAACUAAAAUAUGAGAAGAAUGUGUUGUAAAAGAUGAAAGGGAAAAAAGUGAUAAUGAUUUGAAGCCUCGGUGAUCUGAUUUAAGGCAGUCGACAAUUUUUUUUUUCACUGCCGGAAGUGUAGCAUAAUACCUAUACGGAUUUGUCACAUGUGUUUAAACGCGCAUAAUUUUUUCCUCAUAUUUAUUUAUUUUUUAUCCCCAUGUGUGUUGUUUUUACCUACAUACCUGAUUCAUUUUUUUUCAAUUGGAUAAAGCUAUGAUAAUAAUAUAGCCUGAUUGAAUAAAUAAUUAAAUGUAAUAAUUGAUUAACUAAAACGGUGAAAUACUCUAUACGGCGGUAAACGUCAGGGUUGUGAUUUGUAACCGGUUAUUUUUUUACGGAUAUUACAUGUAACGCACAAUGAAGAAUUCCGAAUUGCAUUGUUGUUGACAUAUGAAUGAUUGAGGUAACUCAAAACGCAAUGUAUUGCUACGACUGACUUGAACGGUGUCAAUGUAAAUGAAAGAUUGAUGAAAAAAAAAUAUAUACAUAUAAGGAAAAAAAUGACAACAUUCAAUCUUAAUAAAGUGAAAUUGUAUAGAUUUACCGAAUGUAAAGUAUCGAUGCAACAUCUACAGAAUUCUUGUAUUACUUGUUAAUACGGCUCUGGAUGACCCGGCUGCAUCGAUUUAGAACUUAACUAUACGCUCGCGCUUCAAUCAUACAAUAACAAAUUUCGUGUACACGAGGUUUGUAAAGACGGAAACUUGACCUUACAAAUAGAUCAUGUGUACCAUGCUCUGAAGUCAUAAUCUGUAUAGAGAUGAAUUUUGUUUUAUAUUAUAAUUCUAUAGCCCGAGAUAUAACGCAACUCUAGCUUACGACUAAAGAAUAAAGGAGACAUCACCGUUAUCAUCCCAACCAUUUCAUGAGGUGUAUGUUUUUAUAAUAUUGCCACUAAAAUUUAGCAAAGAUUGUUACUUGUUAUUUUUUUAGAAUAAAAAAAUGUUCAUUAUUUUCUAAA